Styela clava is the source of this 6342-nucleotide messenger RNA. Its product is annotated as RAB11-binding protein RELCH homolog. The record is from RefSeq and is a predicted model, not a curated record. Lineage: Eukaryota; Metazoa; Chordata; Ascidiacea; Stolidobranchia; Styelidae. Gene Ontology annotation, cellular component: recycling endosome; trans-Golgi network. Gene Ontology annotation, molecular function: protein binding. Gene Ontology annotation, biological process: intracellular cholesterol transport.
UGUCAUAUCCCAACAGAAUUUAAAAAUUACUGGUUAACAGUAUACCGAUACUAUAAUAAUGGAUCACGUUUAAACAAAUUCAUUAAUUAAAACAAAUCAUUCUACAUGAUGUCGGAUCAUACAAACCCAUUUUCAGAAGAGUUUAUUGAGGAUGACUCACAUGUUGAACAGGAGGAUAGCAAUCUCGAAGAAUCGAGUAAUCACAAUGAGUCUCCUGAGAGAUCCUCAAAAGUCAAUGUGGACUCUAUUGCUGAAUAUUUGCUUCGAAAGCAAUAUGUACUUACGGCUUUGGAGCUUCACAUGGAACUAAUGGAGUCUGGAAAAGAACUUUCAAGGCUGAGAAACUAUUUCUCAAAUCCGGGAAAUUUCGAACAGCACGUAAACAAUAGUCGAGACUAUUCAAGUAAUUCUCUUUAUCGAACUGGAAGUAUAAGCACUUUUGAUUCUCUUGAUUUAACUCAUUAUUCUGAUGAUGGGGCUCAACAAGAUGAUCGUGUAGCUGUACUUGAAUUUGAGUUGCGGAAAGCCAAAGAAACCAUCAACAGUUUGAGAAUGAGUCUUACUGGGGCCUUGGAUGAAGAGUCUUUUUUGAAUUCAGAUGGGAAGCAUCAAAAUGGUAUUGAUUCAGAUUCAAAGCAUCCCGAUUGUAAGCAAGAAGAUGAAUCUGUCGACUGUAACCCUCUUUUUAAACGUGCUCUUAACUAUUUAGUGAAUGAAUAUCUUUUACAGAAUGAAUAUAAAUUGACGUCAAUAACACUUGCAGAUGAAAAUGAAGAUCAGGAUUUUGAAGAUUGGGAUGAUGUUGGUUUAAACAUGGCAAAACCACCAAACUUAUCAAAAUUAUUUCAAGAAUAUUCGUCACAUCGUAUGCCACGGAACAAUCAUAGAGAUAUGGCUGUUGGAACUGAGGGUGAUAUUUUUAGUAAUGAAAAUUGUUUGAAGUCUUUGCAAUCUAAAUGUGAACAAUUAGAAAAAGAAAAUUUUGAAUUAACUUCUAUUAUAACACAACUGAGAAAGGAUGCGUCUGUUUAUCAAGACAGUGUCGAUAGUUCGACACCGAAAAAAGUCAGUGAUGUGUCAGGCUAUGUUGAAGAAAACAUGGAAGCUUCAAGUCCACCGUUAAGUAGAAAGCCGUCGAAGGAUACAUCCCUCAGUAUUAUAUCAAAAACCGAAUCUACGAAUACUUUGAAUAUGCAACUAAAUGAAGAAUUUGACAAUGAACAGAUUGGUGUUUUUAAAAAUCAAAAUUCAGAAAAUAGGAUUGACCACAUACCUCCGCCCGAACGAAUGCCAGUGCAGCUUUGGGAAAAACUUUUUUGUUUCUGGAAAGAUGACAUCGCCAAUGAUUAUUGGCUUUUUAAUGAGGUGUCACAGAUUGCUGCCAGCACAGAUGAAUUAGUGUCCACAUUAUCAAGUUGUUUGCCAAAAAUUGUUCCAACUGUACUUUUACAAAAACGAGACCAACUUAUCCCUCUUUUAUUAUCAACAGCAUCUAUGCACCCAAAUGCAAAUGAAAGAAAUUCACUGUUGCAUCAUCUUUUUAAUUUAAUUAAAAAACCAGAAAAGUCUCAAAGGCAGAUGAUCUUGUGUGGAUGUGUCGCAUAUGCAGAACUUGUUGGUCCGAUGAGGACAGAAGAAGAUCUGUUACCUCAAUUUUGGGAGCAGAUUGGGCACAAGUAUACAGAACGUAGGCAUUUAGUCGCAGAGGCUUGUGGGACAAUUUCUCCUUAUUUAACAAAGGAAAUGCGAAGUUCACUCCUCUUGUCUAUUUUGCUACAAAUGGAACAAGAAGAAAGCGAAGUAGAAGUACGACAAGCAAUUGUUCAUUCUCUGUCGGUUCUCACUGCUCUUCUCAAUGAUGAAGAUAAAUAUAAUCAAGUUUUCAAGUUACUCUGCUCUUUAUUGAAAGAUUCCAAUACAUCUGUGCAAUUGACAACAAGAACAUAUUUUCUACCUUCAUUUGCAUGCUGGGCAAGACAAAACAGGAAAUUGUGCACUCAUUUGAUUGAUCAUAUGUUGUCUAAUGUUGAGUUAACCGUGAGUGGUCACCAAGAUGAUAAGAGAGUAGAUUUUGACUCAUCUGCUUUUACUUUUCAUAUGGAGAAUUUGUACACACUUUUACCACAUUUAUUUGCGGAUAUUUUACUUUCAAUGCCUGAGCAAUAUCGGAAUCAAACGAAAACAACGAUUGAAAAUGGUUUUGCGGAGAAUGGUGAAAAAGAACUGAAAGUAUUGCUUAGUCAUUCUGAUGAAAAUCAAUCGCUGGUAAACGAUUUUAGUACGUGUGUAUCCAGUGCCGACUUAAAUAAUUGGGAUUCUCUAUCUUGGUGUCUGUACCAGUUUUUACCACGUUUAGUUGAGAUAGUCCGGCGUGUUGGUCCAGAAAGCCAGGACUCUGUUUCUACAUUGUCAACCUUCGUAUUAAGUAUUGUUAACUUGUUUGGAACUGAAUUCACGAACUCAAAAGUGAAAGAUAAAUUUUCAGAUUUAUUUAUUGUUAAAGCAGACGAUAUAGGUCGGGAAAUUUUAUCUGGAAACACAGCACUCACAUCAGCUGCAGUUCCCGUUUAUGCAAGUAGUAUUUUAUUACCAUGUGACGAAUCAUCAAAGUUUGAGAAGCUAUCUACCUUUCUUAAUGAUACUUUAACUACCUUGGCAACCUGUCAUGCACCUUUAACAAGUAUUGAGAUUGCUUUUGUUGAGAUUAGAAAGAAAGAUACAAAAUUCCAUGACAUUUUAUUGGAUGUUCUAUGGAAAGGUAUCACUCACCCUUCAAAUUAUAUCAGAGCAGCUUCUGGCGGUCUUCUUGCAACAAUGGCUACAGAAAAUGUCAGCACGAAACUUCUUAUGACAAGGGUUCUACCCGCUUUAUUGACACUUUCAAAAGACAAUAGUGAAAAUGUGAGAAUUGCAACUGUUCCUGCUUUUGGAGCACUUCUCGAAUGUUCUCACAUUGAAAAUGAGAUUAUUGAUAGAGUUAUAUCACAAUUUACAUUAUUUAUUGCACCUUCUCAUCAAGAGGGGAGUGAAUCUCCAACAUCGAAUCAUGCAAUGAAUGUACAAAUGGUAAAAACAAUGGCUGCAGUAACUCCGAAAGCUGAUCUCAGAUUUCGAGAUGAAUUUGUACUUCCACACUUAGCUGCUAUGGCGGCUAAAAACAAUCAAGAAUCAAAUGCGACUAAACGUUCCGAUAUUUCUUUAGCAUUAAUGGAGGCUUUUACCAAUAUUUCAUGCUGCUUCAUAUCAGAUGGUUUACUACAAAGCGCGUUUCUUCCUGGCCUUCGUUGUUUAUCUCACGAUAUAGAUAAACUUCAUCCAGAACAUUCAUCCCAUGUUAAUAAACUUAUUAUCAACAUGGAGGUAAAAUUAGAACAUCGAACCCCAAUCACCCCCUCUCCAUCCUCAGAUAGCCUCACAUCACACACAUCUGUAACUUCAAAUUCCGAUACCAAUAAUAAAUCAAAGUUCAAAUUGUUUUAUUCUUUAUCUUCUAAUAAAUAAAAUAGUGAAUUUUGUACCAAAGAAAAAAAAACAAUAGAUAUGGCAUUGUAAUGCACUUCAACACUGCAAUUGAUCAUCGACUAGUUGAGAUAGAAAAUACAACUCAGACCCGAGCUCCGAAUUCUUGAGGAAAUGAAAUUUUGGUGAUAAAAACUUUAGCAUAUGUAAGCCUUCUUCAAUAGACUGUCAAGAAAGCUUAUUUUUUUGAAUUCUUUUAGAAAAUUUCACUACGAAACAUCUGAAAUUUUGGCUCGGGAGAAUUGAAAAUUUUGUCAUAUACUCCCAAUACCGGAGAAUUUAAAAAUAUGGCUCCGACUCCCAAUGACAACAUUCCAAAUUCUGGACUCAACAGCUCUGCUAAUAUGAUAUCAACAAAUUUUAGUCUACAUGUUUUAGUAUAGAAUUCUAUUCUUAUUUUCUUUCGUCAACAUAUAACCAAGAUUAGGAAAAGGAUUUUGUUUAUUUUCAUCUCUUCAAAUUCACAAUUCUAAUGUACUAUGUUUUGCUUAUUUGUUUAAUUGAUUUUCACUCCUGCUGUCAGGACUCAGGAACACACUAUUUUGUUUUAUUAUGAAUUAAAAUAUGUUCUUGAUUCUCUGUUGACUUGACUUUUCCAUAAUCAGAAACAAUUUGAUUUGACUAAUAUACAGUUGCACUUUUUUAUUUAAAUGUUAACGAUAAUAAAUAACACUUCUAAGUUCUAACCCCCAAUAGAGUUCAUUUCAGCAUAGUCUAUUUACUGUUAAACUAAUUUUUUUAUCAACUAUACAAAUUGAUAACCGAAAUGCUUAGUUCGAGCCUAUUAUGUAGAUUAAUCGUGAUUUGCCUUCUUACUAUAUUUUAUUUUCUACUUCAAAUUUACCACUUCAUUCAUUUCUAAUGUUACUCUUACAGUUUUAUUAAUUAAUCGUACUUGUCAUUGUAGCAAAUUUAUAUUUUUUUAUCUUGUACUAUGUCACAGAUGCAGUUUUUGAAUUUCAUAUUUUAUUAGUUUAUCAAGCAAUGGAUAAAUCAUAAGCAGUGUUCACAGUAAAGAAAAACACAAUGAAUAAGAUACAAAUUACUUAUUAUACAGAAAAUCAAUGCUUUUUAUUAUAAGUAAUAACUAUGCUUUGUUGCAACCAUUUGUUAUAUUUUGGAAUCUGAAACUUGUCUAUAAGUUUGAAAAUUUCCAAUCAACUUUAUCAGUUCUUAGGUAAAGGUAGUUCAAGCUGAGUCCUUCAUACCUGUAAGUUUGUGGUGUCUACUAAUGCGGAUUAAUAUUUUACCAUCUCACUCAAAAACACUCUUAGUGCUUGUUUGCUGAACUUUUAGGACACAUUUGUAACUAGGUAUUAAAUAAGUAUGGGAGUAUCCAUGGGAAUAAAAUGUUAAUAUUUAACAAUAUAACUGUUACUGGCUUUACUAAUAGAGAUGAUAGGCUUUUGUUUCUCCGACGAUUUUGUCGAGCGUAUUCGAGCUAUCAUGAUAAUAUUUGGGAAUUAAGUCUACCGUAUAUAUCACCUUUAUGUAUUAAAUGCUAUAAUUAGGCAACAUUGAUAAACAAAACCUAGCUCCAGUAAUUUUAGUCAAUGCAUUGUGGUCAUUGUACUGUAUUUUAAACCAUUUUUGGCAGUUUGUUUAUUAUUACGCAUUAUACUAAAUGAACUAGUUAAUUAAUGUUUUCUAAAAAUUGGUUGGCUAUAUAGUUUAAUAAAUUGAGAAAAAAAUUGAAUUAAAUUCAGGCAUUGGAUAUAUGCUUUUGAAAGUUGUCGCUAAUGCAUUUUUUCUGUAUUUGCCCUUUGAAGUGCAACUGUAUUUUGCUUUAGAUGCUGAGGGCUCUUUGUCCUUAUUGCUUUACAAGCAGUAGGUUGAACAAUGGUCUUUAUCUACUUAAAAUUCUUAUGAACUUUGAUACUUCCUGUAUGAGUCAGAUCCUCCAGUUGACGCCCAAUUCAAAAACAUGUUUCAUUGUACCAUUCAAUUAUGCCCCGUUAAUGUAUUGCAACAUUGAGGCUCACUCUUUCUAAAGGAUGGUUUAUAAAGGAGUGGCGUUGAAUAGUAAUUGUCAAUCGAUGCCUUAUUGCUAUGCUUUUAAAUUGGAACCUCGCCCUAUCUAUUAUUCGUUUCAUUUCAUCCAUGACAUACUUUUGUUUGUAUUACUGUCCCAGUCAAUUUGUAUCAACACUCGUCAAUAAUCUUGACGAUUGAUGUCCUAUGCGGUAUUCAUGUCUUUUAAUUUGUUGAAAUUUUUUUUAAAUUGUUCAAUUGAAUUAAAUUAGACUUAGAAGUAAUUUGUCAUUUUGGGCAUGUGAUAACCAUAGUUGAUAUUGAAUAAGAUUCGGGCAAAUUUUUGUUCUAAACAUGGCCUCGAUUACAUUUUAAAUGAACCAUUAAAGAAUUUCAUUCUGAAUAUAUUAGGUGUAAAGAAUUGUUCGGUUCUGGACAUCCCUCCUUCCUGUCUUUCAUGUAUUGUUGCUGCAAUUGUCCCACAUGAUUCUGCAGCAGUAAGACUGGAGAAUAAGAGAUCAAUUUAUAUCCAGGAUUUGCACAAUUAUAGUGCUAUGAAAUCCAGAUUAUGUGACUUUAAUGACAAAGACUAGCAACUUUAUAUCAUCAAGAGAUGACUUAUGUGUGGUCUAAUUUGAUAAAACCGCACUGGUAUUUUUGCUUAUUUAUUUAAAAUAUUUGCACUGAAAGAUAUUAUGUUAUUAUUUCAUAAAUUAUGCAUCAAGUAUAAAUUAUAUAUAUUCAGGGCAGGAGCAGUUAAUUAUAUUUUAAUAAUUUAGAUGUUUAUACACAAAGCAAAAAUGUAUUUUUCACAAUUGUGAGCAAACUAUACAGUAAAAACAUUCAACUAUC